AUGAGCAGUACAGGCAUUGAAGAAAUUGUAGUACGAUGUGGGUGGCUAAACAAAGACCCACUUUAUAUUACAUAUCACGAUGAAGAAUGGGGUAAACCUGAACGUGACAGUUUCCGUUUAUUUGAAAUGUUGUGUCUGGAAGGUCAACAAGCUGGAUUAUCAUGGAUCACAAUUUUAAAGAAAAGAGAAAACUAUAAGAAAGCUUUCUUUAAGUUCAAUCCACAAAAAAUAUCUAAAAUGACAAGCAAAGAUUUAAGCAAGCUUAUUACUAAUCCUAAUAUUGUAAGACACAAAGGAAAAAUUGAAGCCAUAAUAAACAACUCAAAAUGUUUUUUGAGUAUGCAAGAAAACGGUGAAGAUUUCUCCAACUUCAUUUGGAGUUUUGUUAAUCAUGAACCAAUAGUUAACAAUUGGAAACAUCAUAAAGAAAUUCCAACACAAAGUUCUGAAUCAGUUGCACUUUCUAAAGCCCUUAAAAUGCGGGGAUUUAAGUACGUCGGAUCAACCAUUACUUACGCUUUUAUGCAAGCAUGUGGAUUAGUAAAUGAUCACAUUGUUGACUGUAUAAGCCGAAGAAAUUAAAUUUCAUAGUAUUCAAUGUCGCAAUAACUCUCAUGGUGGUGCUUAUGUAUCAGACGAUAUCAAUUUCAUGGUUCAGUAUAUCUGUCAUAUAACCGGGUAAAUAAAACAUA
Messenger RNA from Hyposmocoma kahamanoa, 692 nucleotides. Its product is annotated as DNA-3-methyladenine glycosylase 1-like. Lineage: Eukaryota; Metazoa; Arthropoda; Insecta; Lepidoptera; Cosmopterigidae. The transcript has a single exon. The record is from RefSeq and is a predicted model, not a curated record. Gene Ontology annotation, biological process: base-excision repair; DNA alkylation repair. Bases 1 to 582 code for a protein of 193 amino acids. Gene Ontology annotation, molecular function: DNA-3-methyladenine glycosylase activity.